AUGCUCGGAUUUGGUUCCUCAAAUGCAUUCGGUAUUUUAUUCCAUAACUUCUUCGAAGAACAAGGAGGAGGUAGCGGUCUACCCCUCGUGAUUGGAGUAUAUAAUGGAGCACUCUCCAUAGCAGGUUUCCUCGGAGGAAUUGCUUUAAAGAAAUAUUCAUUUCGACAAGUGGGUUUAGUGGGUGCCGGUCUGUUUGCCCUCGGAGACAUUUUGACAAUAUUUGUCCAAAAAACCUAUCAACUUGUAUUUACUUUUGGACUAAUAAGAGGUGCUGGCUUUGGCGUCAUGAUACCAGUUAGCUUUACAACUUUUAAUUGUUACUUUACGUCAAAACGUACAGCUAUGAUGAGUGCUAAUCAAGCCAUGAGCAGUUUGGCUUCCAUUACUUUUCCUAUGUUGGUGACUGUGCUACUUUCAGAGUAUGGAUUUAGGUGGACCCUAGCGUUAAUCAUGGCCAUAGAUUUACAUUUAGUUUUCGCUAUGCUAGUCAUGCAUCCAGUUGAAUGGCAUAUGAUUGCUUCUCCUAAUGCUUUAAAUAGUGAAACCGCUACAUGCUUAUUUUUAAAUAUAAACACUGACAGUGCUAUUAAUAAAAAUAAUACAGAAGGAGAGGUUUCAAUGAAAAUGCUCCGUCAUAGUGAGGGAGACCCAGAAAUAAAUAUUGUCAAACAACGAAAACACGAGUCAAUUAAAAAAAAUAUAGCGAAGAUAAUAUAUGAAAAUGUGGAACUGGAUCUAUUGAAGGAUCCCAAAUUUUUAAGUACAUUAGUGGGACUCGGUUUUGCAUUCGUCUCUGAUGUCACGUACUUAGCCAUGGAACCUAUGCUUUUAUUUUCUUAUGGUUUUAGCCAGAUGGAAGUAACUACAUGCGUAAUGGUCGGUGCUAUAUGUGACCUCAUAGCUAGAGUUACGUUGGCUAUCUUCACCUACUUUUUUUCGGUCGACAGCCGUUUGUUCUUCUAUAUCGGCACCUGCAUCACGAUAUUUCUUCGUAUUGCUUUAGUAAGUUCCAGCUCUUUGUGGUUUGUGUUUGCUAUAACAGCUAUAUCAGGAUUAGUGAGGUGCACUGUCCAGGUGUUAUUCCCCUUAGUCCUGGUAACCGCUGCUCCUGAAAGAUUUCCGGCAGCACUGGCAUUACAUAUUCUCUUUUCUGGAGUUCUGAUGUUAUUGGCUGAUCCUAUGAUUGGAGUUAUAUACGAAGCUACAAGCAGCUAUGUCUACUGUUUCCUCGCCAUGAGCUUCUGCUGUGUAUUGUGUGUUGUUUUGUGGACUACUGAGUAUCUUGUUAAUCGCACGCGUAAGCGUACCGGCGCGUAA
This is a messenger RNA of Arctia plantaginis, 1317 nucleotides long. The record is from the annotation of a GenBank genome assembly. Lineage: Eukaryota; Metazoa; Arthropoda; Insecta; Lepidoptera; Erebidae.